AUGUCAUCUACUCAACAUCGUUGUGCUGCUUGCCAUAUGCUUGGACAUAGCAGAAGUACUCAUAAGCAAUGUCUCAUGAACCCAAAGAACAUUUCUCUCCACAUUCCUCAAAAGAGAACUAAUGUAGAUGAAUAUCCUGCAGAAAGUAGCCAAACUGCUGCCUUGAGAAUAAGAAGUGAGCCUGUCCAAGACCAAAAUUUGGACAUAGAAACAUCGACUUUUAUUUCAGUUUCUGAGUUGACUGAAUUUCCACUCGCAAAUGAGACUAUUACUGAAGUUCUUGAAGCAGUCAUGGAAGAAGAGAUUGAGGAGACUUCAUCUGAUGAAGAAGUGACUGGAAGAGAAGAAGAAGUCGAGGUCACUUUAUCUGACGAAGAAGUGACUGGAAGAGAAGAAGAAGUCGAGGAGAUUUCAACUGUGAAUAGAGGAUCAAUUUUACCCCAUUGUCCUCACUGUAAUGGAACUGAUCAUCGCCAAAUUACAAGCAGAUUUUGUCCAAACAAUAACAGUAGCAGAGCAAGAGGAUCUAGAAAUCGAGGCAGAGGCUUGAAUAAUAUUGCCCGACUUCCAGCUAUUUCAGAACCAGCAGUUGAUAACAGGGGAGAUAUGGAUAUCGAGUGUCGAUUUUGUGGGGCAAUGAUGUGGGCACAUGAAAAAAACAGUCGUUCUUCUUUAAGAAGCCCCACGUUCUCUAUGUGUUGUAACAAAGGAAAGCAUGUUCUCCCCCAAAUUGAGCCAACACCUACAGGAAUUGCUGAGCUUUUGAACUAUAGAACACGUGAUGGAAAGAAGUUUCUUGAAAACAUUCGAAGCUAUAAUAGUACAAUGAGCUUUACUUCUUUGGGAGCUAAAAUUGAUACAUCUGUUGGCAACAAUAUCAAUGGGGCAUACAACUUCCGGAUUCACGGAACAAUUUGUCAUAGAAUUGGAUCUAUUUUGCCAGUGACAGAAUCUGAUAUUGCUCACCCAAAAUUCGCUCAGAUCUAUAUUUAUGAUAGUGCUGCUCAGAUAGAUCAAAGACAGUACCAUUCCCCACAAUUGGAGAGAAGUGUUUUGGAGAAGAUUCAGUCCAUUCUUAUGGAAACAAAUCUAUUCGUACAUCUCUUCAGAACAAUGGAUCGAAUUUCUCGGGAAAAGGGACAAUCUAUAGAUCUCACUUUGCGUUUAGUAGCUGAGGGGCCUCGGGAUCAAAGACGGUACAAUGCUCCAACUGCAAGUGAAAUAGCAGUUCUUAUUAUGAAUAAUGAAGAGGGUACUUCAAGAGACAUUGUGCUGCACACCAGAGCCAACUUCCAACAGAACAUCAAUGAGUACAACCGAUCUUAUGAUGCUUUACACUAUGUGCUACUCUUUCCACAUGGUGAAGAUGGUUGGACCAUUGAUGCCAGCUCAUUGUCAGGAGAGCAUGUCACAGUAAUGCAAUGGUACUCAAACCGUUUGAUGUAUCGACACAACACACAGCACCUCCUCCAUCUUUUUGGCCGUCUCUUUCAACAAUAUAUUGUUGAUAUGUAUGCCAAAGUUGAGCACGAUCGGCUGCACUUCAUCACCAGCAAUCAAAAUCGUCUCCAUGUAGAUCUUUAUAGUGGAAUUCAGGAUGCUGUUAUCCAUAACGAUUGUGGGACGGGAAAGACAUUUGUCUUUAAUGCCUUGCUUCAAAAAACUCGCCAACAAGGAAAAAUUGCUCUUGCAGUAGCAACAAGUGGAAUUGCUGCAUUGCUGCUAGACAUUCGUCUUGCAUUCGCAAUGACAAUAAACAAGUCACAAGGUCAAACUCUUAAGAGUGUUGGAUUAUAUCUCCCUGCCCCAGUAUUCUCCCAUGGCCAGCUGUAUGUUGCUCUAUCCCGGGUCAGAAAACCUUCUACAAUCAAGAUAAUGCUUGAUACACCAGCAAAUUCCAACGAAACGGCAAAUACUGUAUUUACAGACAAUGUUGUAUUUAAGGAAGUCUUUGACAUUUAG
This is a messenger RNA of Phycomyces blakesleeanus NRRL 1555(-), 1962 nucleotides long. RefSeq lists its product as hypothetical. Gene Ontology annotation, molecular function: DNA helicase activity. The record is from RefSeq and is a predicted model, not a curated record. Gene Ontology annotation, biological process: telomere maintenance; DNA repair. Lineage: Eukaryota; Fungi; Mucoromycota; Mucoromycetes; Mucorales; Phycomycetaceae. The coding region runs from base 1 to 1962 and encodes 653 amino acids. The transcript is spliced from 4 exons.